GCCUGGGGCCAGUGCAAAAGGAUGCCACGCGAGGCUCAGGCUCCUCCCAGGGUCCAGCACUGGGUAUUCGGAGUCAACAUUGCACAGGCCAGGCCAGGGCAAUCAGACUGUUCUGAGUCAUUUGCCCGGAAGCCUCGUCCUAGAUCAAUGCGGAUGUGAAGCAUCCACAAAGCAGGAAUAGUAGCAGCAGCGGCAGCAGCAGGAAUCUCCAGACCUUCCAUGAUGGAUGAUAUCUGUGAAGCAAAUGGCACUUUUGCCAUCAACUUAUUUAAAAUGUUGGGGGAAGAGGACAACUGUCGAAAUGUAUUCUUCUCUCCUCUGAGCGUAACCUCUGCCUUGGCCAUGGUCUUAUUGGGGGCAGAAGGAAACACCGCAGCGCAGAUGUCCCAGGCACUUUGUUUGAAUGAAGACGAAGAUGUUCACCAAGGUUUCCAGUCGCUUCUCUCUGAAGUUAACAAAACUGGCACUCAGUACUCUCUUAGAAUUGCCAACAGACUCUUUGGAGAAAAAACGUGUGAUUUCCUUCCAACCUUUAAGGAAUCCUGUCAGAAGUUCUAUCAGGCAGAGCUGGAGGAACUGUCCUUUGCUAAAGAUACUGAAGAAUGUAGGAAACACAUAAAUGACUGGGUGACAGAAAGGACUGAAGGUAAGAUAUCAGAGGUGCUGGCGGCUGGGACAGUUGAUUCACUGACGAAGCUGGUCCUUGUGAACGCCAUCUACUUCAAGGGAAAGUGGAAUGAGCAGUUUGACAGCAAGUAUACAAGGGGAAUGCUCUUUAGAACCAAAAAGGAGAAAAAGACAGUGCAGAUGAUGUUUAAGCAAGCUAAAUUUAAAAUGGGGUAUAUAGAGGAGGUGCACACCCAGGUCCUGGAGCUGCCAUACACAGAGGAGGAGCUGAGCAUGGUCAUCCUGCUUCCAGAUGAAGAUACCGAUCUUGCUGUGAUUCCAGGUGAUGCAGAUUCUGCUGGUCUGUGGACCACACUCUGAAUAGCAAGGGUCCAAAGUGCAAAUGGGAAAUUUACCUUAGACAUGAGGAGAGAGAAGUCUUACCAUGACAGAAAAGGAACAGAGUCCAAGAAGGGAGAAAAUAAACUUGCAAGGUAGGAGAUACAGAACCAAUCAUGUGCUAGUAAGCACCUCUCUGGGAAGUGGGGGAAGCCUUAGUUAUAAAGUUUUCUGAUUCCCAUGGUGUAAAUACUCCCACCAUGGCUGACUUUAAGCUACCAAGCAUUUAACAAUCAAUAGGAGCCAGCCCCAGCACAUCAAUGCACAGGAUGUUGAGGGUGGAGCUGCCUAAUUUCCCUGGUUUCUCUAUGGAAUCGGAAAGCUUUUGGCAUGAAUUGAGGAUGAUAUGUGUCAUGGCCACUUAUGAAAGGAAAAUUAGGAAAAUCUUGAAACAGAGCCCAAGUCAAAACAACCGUCACUUGGGAGGAGUGCACACCUGGGCUCCAGUUGGUAAACGGAAGGAGAGAUACAAGUGGAAAUUCUCUCUCCUUUGUCUCCUUUUCCUUAUGGAUAAAGAGAAUGAGUGAUGCAUCUUGGAAGAUUUGAAGCUAACUCCAAGACAGGCAGAGGGCAAACAAGGAUGCCAGAAGCAACAGUCUUGUUAAAUUCCCCAUUUCUGCUCUCCUCUCUCUUCUCAUACCUCUUAUAAUGUUUGAGUGACACCUGGUCCUCCUGUAUUCAACCCUGAGUAGCCCCUGGUUCAACUCAGAAUCAGACUUCCAAGCCAUGCUCUUUGUCUUUCUUUUGUGAAACAAUCAUGCCCACUCACAGUAAUGUGUGCCACAUGAAUAUUAAUAUAAUCCGUUUGUUCAAAUUUUCUAAACUGUUAACAAAUGUUUUUCAACAUUUGAAAUGAGUUUGGUGCAGUUUGUUUUUAUUAAAAAUUUCUACCCAUCUCAGGUAUUUUCUAGCUCAUCUACUCAUAUGCAUAAGACAGGGAAAAGACAAGAAUUUGGGGGAACAUCUUGGUGUGUUCAUAACAAACAAUAUCUGUGGGUUUUCUUGGACUAGAACUCACCAUCUAGUUCCUUAUUAUGCGGGUGGGUGUAUAAUAAGUGGGUAGGUGGGUGCCAGGCUGUUGUCACCUACAUUUUA
This is a messenger RNA of Microcebus murinus (gray mouse lemur), 2100 nucleotides long. Lineage: Eukaryota; Metazoa; Chordata; Mammalia; Primates; Cheirogaleidae. The record is from RefSeq and is a predicted model, not a curated record.